UAUGAGACUUUUUCAAUAGAUGUCGUCUUUGUGAGACUGCAUCUCUGGAGAUAGAUGGGACCGUAGAAAUGAUGGCGAGCAAAAUGAGGACCGCAAGAUUGCUGUUCGUAGCAGCUCCAAGCUCUCGGAGAGCUUUCUCUCAAUCAACUGCCAGGAGAGCAAUCAACAAGAUAUGUCCCUCUGCAUCAGAAGCCAUUGCCGAUAUGAAAGGCAGUACGACCCUCCUUGUUGGUGGUUUCGGUUUCUCUGGAGUCCCAAAUUCCCUCAUCAAUGCUCUGCGGGAUCGAUCAGACCUCAAAGACUUCACGGUGGUUUCCAACAAUGCGGGCAUGCCUGGCGUGGGCUUGGGGCAACUUUUGGAGACAAAACAAAUCAGUAAAAUGAUUGCUAGUUUCAUUGGCGAAAAUAAGGUCUUUGAGAAGAUGUAUAUCACGGGAGAAUUGGCACUGGAACUUACUCCACAGGGAACGAUGGCAGAAAAGUGUGCUGCUGGUGCGGCAGGAGUUCCAGCUUUUUAUACACCAGCUGCUUAUGGGACGAUUGUCCAAACAGGCGAACUCCCCGUCCGCUUCAACCUCGACGGAACCGUAGCCCUGAUGUCCAAACCGAAAGAAACGCGCGAAUUCAACGGAAAGCCCUAUGUAAUGGAAGAAUCCAUCUUCGCCGACUAUGCCUUCGUCAAAGUGCACAAAGCCGACAGGAUGGGAAAUUGUACAUUUCGAAAGGCCCAGAACAAUUUCAAUGAAGCGAUGGGCAAGAAUGCUAAGAUUACGCUGGUAGAAGCGGAUGAAAUUGUGGAGGUGGGCGAGAUUCCGGGGGAGAAUAUUCAUUUGCAGGGCGUGUAUGUUAAUAAGGUUAUUCUGAGUACGGAGGAGAAGAAGAUUGAGAAGUUGACGUUUAGGAAGAAUAAGGAAGAGUUGAAGAGUGCAGUGGGUGCGGGGGAGAGUUCGAGAGAGAGGAUUAUUAGGAGGGCAGCGAAGGAGUUUACUGAUGGGAUGGUGGUUAAUCUGGGGAUUGGAAUGCCUUUGAUCACUCCUGCUUUCUUGAAACCGGGAAUUGAAGUCGUCUUGCAGUCUGAGAAUGGGAUCUUAGGGAUGGGUGGAUACCCAGUGCCAGGAGAGGAAGAUCCAGACUUGAUCAAUCCAGGGAAAGAGACUGUCACACUUGCUCUUGGACAUUCGUUGUUCGGCAGUCAUGAGAGUUUCGGCAUGAUCAGAGCUGGAAGAGUAGAUCUUACUAUGCUAGGUGCACUGCAAGUUGGGAUGUUUGGAGAUCUAGCAAACUUCAUGUUACCCGGCAAGGUAAAAGGAAUUGGUGGAGCAAUGGACUUGGUUGCAAAUCCUGAGAAGACGAAAGUCGUGGUAACCAUGGACCACACAGACAAGAAAGGAAACCCAAAGAUCUUGAAGCAAUGCACAUUCCCUCUUACAGGUCAGAAAUGUGUGUCUCGAAUCAUUACUGAAUUGGCAGUAUUUGAUGUGGACCAUUUGGAAGGUUUGACACUGAUUGAGGUGGCGGAUGGCGUUACUGUUGAGGAAGUGAAAGCGAAGACUGAAGCGCCAUUUAAGGUUGCUGCUGAUCUCAAGAAGAUGUUGUGAGCAAAUAGGCACGAG
Messenger RNA from Mollisia scopiformis, 1613 nucleotides. Its product is annotated as putative coenzyme A transferase. The coding region runs from base 69 to 1598 and encodes 509 amino acids. Gene Ontology annotation, biological process: ketone body catabolic process. The record is from RefSeq and is a predicted model, not a curated record. The transcript has 4 exons. Gene Ontology annotation, molecular function: succinyl-CoA:3-oxo-acid CoA-transferase activity. Lineage: Eukaryota; Fungi; Ascomycota; Leotiomycetes; Helotiales; Mollisiaceae.